GCUCUGGGCGCCGCGCGGCGGAGCGGCGUUCGGCCAGUCCGCGCGGCGGCCGUUCGGCCACGACGCCCUGCGGUCCAAGCCCGCGUCGCGAGGAAAAAGAUGAGGAGGGGGAAGAGGAAGAGAGGAAAACGAUGGAGCAGGAGCACGAGGAGACCCCCUCUCCCCAGGCCUCGGGGAAGGACAAAGACACGGCGCCCGACGGGCGGGCCGUGUCUCACGCCGGCACGGACGGCUCGGCCGGCUCCGCCUUGCUCGCCGCCGCCGCCUCCGCCGCCUCCCUGCGGGCUUUCCUGGCUUCCCGUUCGGCCCUCUUGGCCCGCGCCUUUUCCUCGGCCUCGACCUUUUUCUUCCGCACGCUCUCCUCGACCUCGGGGGAGCGUCCUGCUGAGUCGGGACCCACUUGGGUACGUCCGAGGCAUCGCUGCCGGUGACGCCCCCGGACUCCCUCCGCUUGCCCGGGCCGGGCAUGCCGUCUGGGACGACCUGGUUACCGUAAAUCCGCUCGCCCGCUUUCAUGAGCUCGUACCGGGACUCCU
Prorocentrum cordatum is the source of this 536-nucleotide messenger RNA. NCBI's taxonomy places the organism in Eukaryota, Dinophyceae, Prorocentrales, Prorocentraceae. The record is from the annotation of a GenBank genome assembly.